AUGAGUCAGAUACCAGGAGAGGAGUUAAAUAGAACAACUGCCCCACGUCCAGAUCUGGCUCCUUGUACCACCUGCGGAAGACGUUUUGCACAGGAUGUUCUGCUGAGACAUGAUCCAAUAUGCAAGAAGGUCUUCAACAAGAGGCGCCAGCCCUUCAGCUCUGAGCGGCAGAGGCUGCGGGGAACGGAAAUCGUCGCCGUGCAGAAGCAGCCCUCGCACGAGAAACAGCCAGGGAAGAAAUCUAACUGGAGGCAGCACCAUGAGGAUUUUAUUAAUACUAUUCAAUCAGCCAAACAGGUCACAAAAGCUCUAAAGGAGGGCCGCCCUCUUCCACCUCCUCCCCCACCAAGCAUCAAUCCAGACUAUAUUCAGUGUCCACACUGCUCCCGAAGAUUUAACGAGGCUGCAGCACAGAGGCACAUCAAGUUUUGUGAAGAACAAGCUGCCCGCCGUGCCUUUGCUGCAAAGACCACCAGACAGGCUUUGGGCAAGCAGCCGGCGACUCCGAGAACACCCCCAACCUUACCAACUGCUGCGUUAUCGCUCCAGAAGAGGGCACAAGGAGGUGCCAACGCAGACAGACCUGGGCCAGAGACCCCUCCAGGAAUACUGCAGAAAACCAGAAAAUCUUUGGGUGUACCUACUGGAAAAAAAUCUUCAGGCAAGUUUGGUGAGGAAGAUGCCAGCAUCCAUUUCAACGAUGCAGUCAGUGUUGUUCCCACCCUGGGCCAUGCAGAGCCAUGUCAGAGCCGCGAGAAGGGCGUCCAGCCGCUGCUUAAGGUGGUUGUGGUGCUGUGGUGCAAGUGGAUGGUUCUGAUGAUCAGCAUCUUGCACUCCUGUGAGAUGCACACAACUGCUGAGUAUGAGAUCCUGGGAGGCAAUGUGGCCAAGAUGGAUUCCCUGUAG
Messenger RNA from Tauraco erythrolophus (red-crested turaco), 906 nucleotides. RefSeq names its product zinc finger C2HC-type containing 1B (gene ZC2HC1B). The record is from RefSeq and is a predicted model, not a curated record. NCBI's taxonomy places the organism in Eukaryota, Metazoa, Chordata, Aves, Musophagiformes, Musophagidae.